This is a messenger RNA of Talaromyces proteolyticus, 1431 nucleotides long. Its product is annotated as putative glutamate carboxypeptidase. Gene Ontology annotation, biological process: proteolysis. The record is from RefSeq and is a predicted model, not a curated record. NCBI's taxonomy places the organism in Eukaryota, Fungi, Ascomycota, Eurotiomycetes, Eurotiales, Trichocomaceae. The transcript has 5 exons. The coding region runs from base 1 to 1431 and encodes 476 amino acids. Gene Ontology annotation, molecular function: metallodipeptidase activity.
AUGGCUCCUCAACUAGAACCUUUCUUCAAGCAGGUCGAUGAGCUGUCCGGCUCGUUCAUCGAACGCCUCCGCGCUGCCGUUGCCAUUCCUUCGAUUUCGGCAUCCGACGAGCACCGCAAAGAUGUAUUCAAGAUGGGCGCCUUUCUCGCUUCCGAAUUGGAAAGGCUCGGAGCUGAAGUGCAUCAACGCCCACUUGGAAAGCAGCCAGGAAAAGAGCACCUUGAUCUGCCACCUGUAGUCAUCGCUCGCUACGGAAACGAUAAGAACAAGCGCACAAUUCUGGUUUACGGUCACUACGACGUUCAGCCUGCGUUGAAAGAGGACGGCUGGGCAACCGAACCAUUCGAGUUGACCAUCGACGAAAAAGGUAGAAUGUUUGGACGAGGAAGCACCGAUGACAAGGGCCCUGUGCUUGGAUGGCUCAAUGUCAUAGAAGCACAUCAAAAAGCUGGUGUCGAAUUUCCUGUGAAUCUGCUUUGCUGCUUCGAAGGUAUGGAGGAGUAUGGAUCGGAGGGCUUGGAUGAUUUUAUUCACGCCGAAAGCAAGAAGUUCUUCAAGGAUGCUGAUGCGGUUUGCAUCUCCGACAACUAUUGGCUGGGGACCGAGAAACCAUGUUUGACUUACGGCUUACGGGGUUGCAAUUACUACUCAAUUACAGUCUCAGGACCUGGCCAGGAUCUUCACAGUGGAGUGUUUGGUGGCUCUGCCCACGAGCCCAUGACAGAUUUGGUCACUCUCUUAUCGAAACUUGUUGACUCUCAGGGAAACAUUCAAGUUCCUGGACUUAUGGAUCUUGUCGCUCCUGUUACCGAAGUAGAGGCCCAAUUAUACCCUGGAAUUAGCUAUUCCAUGGACGACCUCCACGAAUCCCUCGGUAGCACAACGAGCAUCCACCCGACCAAGGAAAGGACACUUAUGGCAAGGUGGCGCUAUCCUUCCCUCUCUGUUCACGGUAUCGAAGGCGCUUUCUCAGCUCCUGGAGCUAAAACCGUCAUUCCUGCCAAAGUCAUUGGCAAAUUCUCCAUUAGAACCGUUCCCAAUAUGGAAAGCGAGGAUGUGACAAGGCUCGUUAAGGAUUAUAUAAACAGCGAAGCCGCUAAAUUAAACACCAAGAAUACGAUCGACGUCUCUCUUCUCCACGAUGGGAAGUGGUGGGUAGCUAGCCCCAAGCACUGGAAUUUCACUGCUGCAGGCAAAGCCGUGAAGCAGGUAUUCGGAGUGGAACCAGAUAUGACCCGAGAGGGAGGCAGUAUACCAGUAACGUUAACAUUUGAACAAGCCACCGGCAAGAACGUCCUUUUGUUGCCGAUGGGUAGCUCCACCGAUGCUGCCCACUCAAUAAAUGAAAAGCUCGACAAGAGCAACUACAUCCAGGGUACCAAGUUGCUCGGUGCUUAUUUGCAUUAUGUUGCAGAAGAACCGAUUGUUUAA